Molecule: messenger RNA, 2730 nt
Organism: Ectocarpus sp. CCAP 1310/34
Lineage: Eukaryota; Phaeophyceae; Ectocarpales; Ectocarpaceae
Source: the annotation of a GenBank genome assembly
AUGCCGGAGGGUCCAGUUGAUGCAGAAGUGUCCGGUUCAGUCGGGUUCGACGAUGAUGGACUCGGGCUAGAUGCGUGGGGCGAAGCUCCUCCCGAGCGAGAUUGUCUUGCUGCAUCUUCCGACUUCUUGCCGAAGGAGUUCGUUCUGCGUCGUGAAGUCAAGGUCGCUCGUCCAGUGGGGGCUGUCCAGCAGGGAGGUGAAGCUCAACACGUCGCUCUCGUACCCGUUUGCUUCAUGGAAUACUGGAAGGGCACUGAGCGGGGUGGAGAUUCGAUGAAAGUCUCAUUCCGGCUCUCGACCACGGCCCCGUUGGAUGGAUUCAAUACCCGGUAGGUCUGGCUGUCGAGGCCGAAACCACAUAGCUUGCCUUCGAAAGCUCUGUCGUCCAGCUUCUUUCGGUAUCUCUCGUGGUGUACGAAGGCGCGCGCUCCAAUGACCCGAAGUCCCGAGAGAUCAGGUGACUUAUUGUGCAACUUCGAGUAUGGCGUAGCUCCUCCCAGUGCUGAGUGUGGGGACCUGUUCAACAGGUAUGCUGCAGUCAGCAUUAACUCCCCCCACAUGGACGGCGGAAAAUCUCCAUCCUUCAGAAGACACCGGGUGACUCCGGCCAGGGUUUGUCCGUCCCGUUCCGAUACACCAAUUUGUUGAGGGAUGUUGGUGGCGGCGUAUUCGAGCUUGAUAGCUGAAUUCUUGCGGUAGUCUCAAAAUUCGGAUCCGGUGUUCUCGCCUCCCUUGUCGCAGCGGAUGGUCUCGAUCCGGUAGCCUCCUGCCGCUGCGACGCACAUGUUGUACGUGUGCACCGCCUCGGUCGUGUCAGAUUUCUUGCGAAGCAGGUACACUUCUUUCAUCUUCGUGUAGUCGUCGGUGAUCUUGCACGCGUACGGGAAGGAGCCUCCUUUAUAUUUCGCAGGUGGAAUAACAGGCCCCAUGUUGUCGAUGUCCACAAGCUGUCCAGGCCGUGAUAUGUCGCGAGUCAAUUGCUUCUGGUGGGGGGACUGCUUGUGUUUCGCGAUCUGGCAGACCCCGCAAGGGGAGAGACUGUCGCGAUAGUCCACCCCGGUACCCGUGUCCUUCCGAAGGAUGUCCAGGCUCCGAGCAUUGAGAUGUCCAAGCCUCCUGUGCCAGGUGUCCGCGCUCACUAGCGUAAAGCAGACGGCGUUCGCCGUGUGGGUCUGUGACUGCUUCUGGUGGGGCACGAGGGAUUUCGGGCCAGAUGGCUGGACGUUCUGCUCGAACGUGAUGUCGAGGGUGCACAUGCCUUGGUCUCGCGGAUCUUGUGUGAGUGGAAUCACCUUGCCUUGGAUAGUGAGGUUCGGAGUGCUCUCUUCGACGACGCAGCGCAAUCCCUUUAUCAGGAGGGAGGUGGGCGAAAAAAUGUUGCGAUCAAGUCCCGGAACGGUGAGUCCCUGAAUCCGCACGCGCAAUUGCUGUCCUCGAUUGUCCUUGACGGUGCAGUGUAGGAUGCCCGUGGCCAGUUUCGCUGGGUGUAAUCGUGGAGGUUUCCGUCGGGGAUGAGGCGAUUGUCAAACAUGGUCUCCGAUGCUCCCGUGUCUACCAGCAGGCCUACCCCGGCGGAGCUCGCGGCGAAGUUCCGUCCUGAGAUGCGGGAACACGUGCCGAACAUGAAGCCGCUGUCAAAGGCGUCCUCGUCCCGGGUGAAGUCGACAACUGCCACUUCAUUGUUUGAGUCGUGCUUGUUGGACGCCGACGAGCAGUGAGUGCAGUUGGAGCACGCGGUGAAUGCUUUACUUGAGUCCUUGGUGUCUUCCGGGCGCUUUCCUCCUUGCUGGUAGCAUUCCUCGUCCGAGUGAGACGUGGUGUGGUGCCUGGAGCACCACUUGGUAGCUCCGGCGGGCUUCGCUUUCUUCUUCGCCCUGUUUUUGAUCUUGGGGCAGGCUCGUAGCAGCUGUGGCAGAUGAUGUCAGACGCGGUCGUUGCCAUGGCAAAUCCUCGACCAGCUAUGCGUCCCUUCCAUCCCUUGCGCGAUUGUUCGUCCAAGAAGAUGUUGCGCAUGGUGGAUUGCAUGUCCAGGACGUUGAAGGUUGGGUCUCUGAACACCAUCAGUUUGACGUCCUUGUAUUCGUCGGAGAAGCCCUGUACGCAGAUGUCCUUGAAGCGGCGGUCGGAGAUGGGUUCUCCCAUCUUAUCCAGCUGGGUGCGAAGUAGGUGCUUCUGGUUGAAGUAGUCGUCGGGAUUUUCACCAGGGUUCAUGGGGUUGUUCUCCAGCUCCUCCAUCUUGGCCCUGAUGACCUCGUCCGUUACCCUGUCAUAGUUGUUGCAGAGCUCCUCGAAGGCAGCUUGUCCGUCGCCGCUGAUGCCAGUGUCGUCUUCGUGCUUCUGUAUCGACAAGGCGGCUGGAAGUUCCACGAGGAGGAAUCGAACGGCGUAGAGAUCUUCGUUUGCCCUUGUGUAGGAGUCAAAGGCCGCUGUGUUUGCGGGAUCUGGCUUCCUUUGUUUCUUCAGCAGUGGCAGGAUGUCCUUCCUAGUCACACCUAACACCACGCAGAAUUUCUUCAUCCAUGUCUUGAACUCAGCUGGGUCCUUUCCGUCGAAUUUCUUGAGGCCUUUGAUCACGGUUGCCAGGUUCGUAGAACUAUCGCUGGCGAACGCGCUUCCACCUCCUGUGUUGCUCGUUGCAGUAUCCAUUGCUCGUUCCAGCUUUAUUUCCUUCGUCUUAAUAAAGUACUUCCUGCUCUAGGAGUAAGUUUGCUCGUGGUACUACUGCCUGUA